Messenger RNA from Aspergillus luchuensis, 2109 nucleotides. RefSeq names its product Zn(II)2Cys6 transcription factor. The record is from RefSeq and is a predicted model, not a curated record. Bases 1 to 2109 code for a protein of 702 amino acids. Gene Ontology annotation, biological process: positive regulation of transcription from RNA polymerase II promoter by galactose; DNA-templated transcription. The transcript is spliced from 5 exons. Gene Ontology annotation, cellular component: nucleus. NCBI's taxonomy places the organism in Eukaryota, Fungi, Ascomycota, Eurotiomycetes, Eurotiales, Aspergillaceae. Gene Ontology annotation, molecular function: zinc ion binding; RNA polymerase II cis-regulatory region sequence-specific DNA binding; DNA-binding transcription factor activity, RNA polymerase II-specific.
AUGGAGCCUCACACAACAUCCCAAAUCCACGCGCCUCGGAGGAAGCGGCUCAAGAUUGCGACGGCAUGCUUGCGCUGCCGUCGCCGGAAGGUAAAGUGCGACGGAGUUUGUCCAGCGUGUGGUGCCUGUCGAAGAAGUCACGAAGAAGCAGACUGUAUAUAUGAGAACGCAGCAGCUGUCAGAGAGCCUGGCCCUUCGAGAUUUUCUGAUGAAUCUAGAGCCGCCCCGCGCGUCCCUAACGCUUCCAUCCAACCCUUCCUGGAGGCAGCCAAGGACUAUGCUUACCCUGGACUAUGUUCGGGGCUUGGAGCAUCCACUGCCCCAGAAACAACAAAUCCCUCAGCUAUUCAUCCACUGCAGUUGGACAGAUCUCCCAGCGAGCCCCAUGGGGAGGAUUCUAUGAAUGGGAUAAUAGGCGACCCAGCCCGAACCCGUGAAGUUUAUGGGAGCAGCAGUGCUAGCUCCUUCAUCCAACAGAUUCAGACUGCUAUUAACUUUAAGUUUGGUAUUGCCCACCAAAUUACUGGUGAACAGAAAGCUAUACCGAGAAGCCGAUCCCCGUGCCCUCAAACCUCCCUUUCCAAUUGCGAGGAACCGACUCUCUUUCUACUUCCUCCAAAAGGGCUGGCCGAUGGCCUUAUAGGGGCCUACUGGGACAACAACUGGGCACUGUACCCUGUAAUCAAUCGGCGUAAGAUUGAAACUAUUUACGACUCGCUCUGGACUUCUCCCACAUCCGCGAAUUAUCCGCUCAUUCCAAUGAGCAUUAUUAACAUUUGUUUCGCGAUAGGCUGCCACUACUCAAAUCUUCUCUCACCCAAAGAUCGCAUGGGCGCGAGCGACGAUUUUUAUGGUCGCGCGAAACGUCUGUACCAGAAGACAGGGGAUAUUCCUUCGUAUGAAAGAGUCACGUGUCUAUUGCUGUUCGCCAUAUACCUGCAAAGUACGAAGCAUGUCUUCCAAUGCUGGAUGACAGUCGGGAAAGCGAUUCGAAUGGCGCAAAGUCUUGGGAUCCAUCUACCUGAGUCGACGAUUUAUCUUGAAAGCGUGAGAGAUAGAGAGUACAAAAGGCGGAUAUGGCAUUGCUGUGUAUGGCUGGACAGGGUUCUGUCCUCUACACUGGGCCGACCGGGUAUGAUCCCCAAGUGGCUAUUUAAUUCAGUGCCACUACCGUCCAUGAUCGAUGACGAAUUCUUCGAGACACAAGAUAUUGGUUCUCCGAUACGACCAGACGGGCAGCCUUGUAUCAUGGCUGGUGCUGUGAAGGCCAUGGAGCUCUAUCAGAUUUUGGAUGAGGUCCUUGUUGACCUUUAUCUCAACCCCAAUGAUUCUGAAGACACCAAACGUAGACUCAUCAGGAUCCUUGAAAUAGAUAGCAAGUUGCAAAUGUGGAACAAGUCUCUUCCAGAACAUCUGCAACUUGGAGCUACUGCAACCCGUGACUUUCUGGUGGAGCGACAAGCAACAGUUCUGAGGGCACGCUUUUUGCACGCACGCAUCCUCUUGUUCCGCCCGGCUCUUAUAUCCUAUUGUGUUCGAGGUGGUUCAACAUCUGGGACAGAACUAUUUGAUGCAAACAAUUCCAGCCUUGCUGAAGCAAUGCUCCCAGAAUGUUCACGCAUAUGCUUCCGUGUUGCCCAGGAACUAAUUGAGAUUUAUGAUCGCCAUCUUUCCCGCCAAAAUGCCCUCGGGCCGCUGCCAAAUUGGUGGUAUUCUGUUCUGUACGUCUACAACGCCACUAUGAUGAUUCUAGUAGAGCGCUUUCUCGAGGCAAAGGAUGGCAUUGUGAAAGAUCCGAAAGCAUAUCAAGCAUGGCAUGCCGCUCUUCGCGUCUUGAAGUGCUACAGUAUGGUUGGAGACUCAGCAAAGAGAUGUGUCGCCUUGCUGGAGAUUCUCUGCGAGAGAUUUUCUCUAGACCAACCCGAACGAUUCUCUCAACAGCAGCAGAAUGAGAUUAGUCAAGACUGGGAUUCGCUCCUAGCCAUGUCCAAUCCAUUCACUGCGAAUGAUGCGGGUAUACCACCUUUUAGCUUUGAUGAUUUUAUCUGGUCAGAUGCGAUGCCAGCCGAAGCCAUGCUUACUGAUGGCCCCAUCGAGCCUCGAAUGUGA